Acanthopagrus latus (yellowfin seabream) is the source of this 20094-nucleotide messenger RNA. It is a transcript of the gene ryr2a, whose product is annotated as ryanodine receptor 2a (cardiac). NCBI's taxonomy places the organism in Eukaryota, Metazoa, Chordata, Actinopteri, Spariformes, Sparidae. The coding region runs from base 70 to 15066 and encodes 4998 amino acids. Gene Ontology annotation, biological process: calcium ion transmembrane transport; intracellular calcium ion homeostasis. Gene Ontology annotation, molecular function: calcium ion binding; protein binding; ryanodine-sensitive calcium-release channel activity. The record is from RefSeq and is a predicted model, not a curated record. Gene Ontology annotation, cellular component: sarcolemma; calcium channel complex; smooth endoplasmic reticulum. The transcript has 117 exons.
CGCACGCACAGCCAAGCUCCUGCUCCACACGCAGACGCGGCACGAGCAUCCCCCGUGUGAAAGCUCACCAUGGCUGAAGGAGGAGAGGGCGAGGACGAAAUCCAGUUCCUGCGAACUGAUGACGAGGUGGUCCUACAGUGCUCAGCCACAAUCCACAAGGAGCAACAGAAACUCUGUCUGGCUGCUGAAGGCUUCGGAAACAGACUCUGCUUCCUUGAAUCCAUCUCAAACUCCAAGAAUGUACCUCCAGAUCUGUCCAUCUGCACCUUUGUGUUGGAGCAGUCGCUCUCGGUUCGAGCCCUUCAGGAAAUGCUGGCCAACACUGAGGAGAAGGCUGAGGGGCAUGUAGAUGUGGAAAUAUGGACGGCCCAGGGUGGCGGCCAUCGCACCUUGCUGUAUGGACAUGCUGUCCUGCUGCGACACUCCUACAGUGGAAUGUACCUGUGCUGUCUGUCAACCUCCCGCUCAUCCACAGAUAAACUGGCUUUUGAUGUUGGACUGCAGGAAGAUACCACAGGCGAGGCGUGCUGGUGGACCAUCCAUCCAGCAUCAAAGCAGCGUUCAGAGGGAGAGAAGGUUAGAGUGGGAGAUGAUCUAAUCCUGGUCAGCGUCUCUUCGGAAAGAUAUUUGCAUCUGUCCUAUGGUAAUGGGAGUCUCCAUGUAGAUGCAGCCUUCCAGCAGACACUUUGGAGUGUGGCUCCCAUCUGUUCUGGCAGUGAAGUAGCACAAGGUUUCCUGAUUGGAGGGGACGUCCUCCGUCUCCUUCAUGGUCACAUGGACGAGUGUUUAACUGUUCCAUCUGGGGAGCAUGGAGACGAGCAGAGGAGGACAGUGCACUAUGAGGGGGGAGCAGUGUCCAGUCAUGCUAGGUCCCUGUGGAGGCUGGAGACGCUGCGUGUUGUGUGGAGUGGGAGUCAUAUCCGCUGGGGUCAGCCAUUCAGACUGAGACAUGUGACCACAGGAAAGUAUCUCAGUCUGAUAGAAGACAAAUCUCUGCUGCUGAUGGACAAAGAGAAAGCUGACAUCAAGUCUACAGCCUUCUGCUUCAGGUCUUCCAAGGAAAAGUUGGACCCAGGCGUGAAGAAGGAGGUGGACGGGAUGGGUGUUCCUGACAUCAAGUAUGGCGACUCCGUGUGUUACAUCCAACAUGUUGACACCUACCUGUGGCUCACCUACCAGACUAUUGAUGCCAAGUGUGCAAGAAUGGGCGGAGUACAGAGAAAGGCCAUCAUGCACCAUGAGGGUCACAUGGAUGACGGGCUGACGCUGUCUCGAUCACAACACGAGGAGAGCCGCACUGCCAGAGUCAUCCGCAGUACUGUCUUUCUGUUCAACCUAUUCAUCAGGGGUCUGGACACAUUAAGGAAAAAGGGGAAGAGCUCCACUCUCAAUCUACCAAUAGAUUCAGUCAGUCUGAGUCUGCAGGAUCUGAUUGGCUACUUCCAGCCCCCCGGAGACCACCUGGAACAUGAAGACAAGCAGAACCGGCUGAGAGCUCUGAAGAACCGGCAGAACCUCUUUCAAGAAGAGGGGAUGAUCAGCCUGGUGUUGGAGUGUAUUGAUCGCCUUCACGUCUACAGCAGUGCAGCUCAUUUUGCUGAGGCAGUAGGAAGGGAGGCAGGGGAAGCUUGGAGCUCCAUCCUCAACUCCCUCUACCAGCUACUGGCUGCACUGAUCAGAGGAAACAGGAAGAACUGUGCUCAGUUUUCUGGUUCGUUGGACUGGCUGAUCAGCAGACUGGAGAGACUGGAAGCCUCUUCUGGUAUACUUGAGGUGCUACACUGUGUGCUGGUGGAGAGUCCUGAGGCACUGAACAUAAUCAAAGAGGGCCACAUCAAAUCUAUUAUAUCACUGCUGGACAAGCAUGGACGCAAUUACAAGGUUCUAGAUGUGUUGUGUUCGCUGUGUGUGUGUCACGGAGUGGCAGUGCGCUCCAACCAGCACCUGAUCUGUGACAACCUGCUGCCAGGAAGAGACCUGUUACUGCAGACCCGCCUGAUCAACCACGUAAGCAGCAUGCGUCCCAACAUCUUCCUGGGAGUCAGUGACGGCUCAGCUCAGUACAGGAAGUGGUACUACGAGCUGAUCGUGGAUCAGGCGCUGCCCUUUGUUACAGCAGAGGCCACUCACCUCAGGGUGGGCUGGGCCGACACUAGUGGCUACGCACCCUACCCCAGUGGGGGGGAGGGGUGGGGAGGCAAUGGGGUGGGUGAUGACCUCUACUCCUACGGCUUUGAUGGACUCCACCUCUGGUCAGGCUGCAUUGCUCGGACUGUUAACUCCCCCAAUCAGCAUCUUCUGAGAGCGGAGGAUGUGGUGAGUUGCUGCCUGGACCUCAGCGUGCCCAGCAUCUCCUUCAGGAUCAACGGUCAGCCGGUUCAGGGCAUGUUUGAAAACUUCAACUCUGACGGCCUCUUCUUCCCUGUGGCCAGCUUCUCAGCCGGAGUCAAGGUGCGUUUCCUCCUCGGUGGUCGUCACGGGGAGUUUAAGUUCCUCCCUCCUCCCGGUUAUGCUCCUUGCUAUGAGGCAGUGUUGCCUAGGGAGAAGCUGAAGCUAGAGCCCAGUCAAGACCAGACUGCGGCCAGAGACCUGCUGGGACCUACUGUCACCAUGAGCCAGGCGGCAUUCACCCCCACACCUGUGGACACCAGCCAGAUUGUACUCCCACCUCACUUGGAGAGGAUCAGGGAGAAGCUUGCAGAAAACAUCCAUGAACUCUGGGUGAUGAACAAAAUAGAGCUGGGCUGGACCUAUGGUGCAGUGCGAGACGAUAACAAGCGUCAACACCCCUGUCUAGUGGAAUUCUCCAAGCUUCCUGAACAGGAGCGGAGCUACAACUUACAGAUGUCUCUAGAGACUCUCAAGACUCUCCUGGCUUUGGGUUGCCAUGUUGGCCUAGCAGAUGAACAUGCAGUAGAGAAAGUCAAGAGCAUGAAACUGUCACCAACCUAUGAGUUGUCGGGUGGUUAUAAACCUGCUCCUCUGGACCUGAGUCACAUCAAACUGACUUCCACCCAGGAAGCCAUGGUGGACAAAUUGGCUGAGAAUGCACACAACGUCUGGGCACGAGACCGUAUCCGCCAGGGCUGGACUUAUGGCAUCCAACAGGAUGUGAAGAAUCGUAGAAACCCUCGCCUGGUCCCCUACAUCCUACUGGACGAGAGAACCAAGAAGUCCAACAAAGACAGUCUGAGAGAGGCCGUCAGGACUCUGCUGGGAUAUGGAUACAACCUCGAAGCUCCUGACCAGGACCAUGCAGCUCAAUCUGACCCCAGCAACAUGUCUGCUGAGAGGUUCCGCAUUUUCAGAGCAGAGAAAACCUACUGUGUUAAUGCAGGGAAGUGGUACUUUGAGCUGGAGGUAUUGACAGCAGGAGAGAUGCGGGUGGGCUGGGCCAGGCCAGGUUGCCUCCCAGACCAGGAGCUGGGAUCUGAUGACCAGGCCUUUGUCUUUGAUGGCUUCAAGGUCCAGCGCUGGCACCAGGGUAACGAGCACUUUGGCCGUGCCUGGCAGACGGGGGAUGUUGUUGGCUGCAUGGUGGAUCUGAACGAGCACACCAUGAUGUUCACACUUAAUGGCGAAGUGCUGCUGGAUGACUCUGGGUCUGAGCUAGCCUUCAAGGACUUUGAAGUUUGUGGAGGCUUUAUUCCAGUGUGUAGUCUGGGUGUGUGUCAGGUGGGGAGGAUGAACUUUGGUAAAGACGUCAGCACUCUGAAGUUCUUCACCAUCUGCGGCCUGCAGGAAGGCUAUGAGCCAUUCGCCGUCAACAUGAACCGGGACGUCACAAUGUGGCUCAGCAAGAGGCUGCCUCAGUUUGUACCUGUCCCCACCAACCACCAGCACAUAGAGGUGACAAGAAUAGAUGGCACAGUGGAGUCGUGUCCGUGCCUAAGGGUCACCCAGAGGUCAUUUGGUUCACAGAACAGUUACACUGACAUCACCUUCUACAGACUGAGCAUGCCCAUUGAGUGCUUGGAUUCCUUCUCCAGAUCUACACCUGAAAGCCUCUUCUCACCAAAGAGGGAGCUGGAGGACUUUGAAACUGUGUCAGACUUUGAGGUCCUUAUGAAGACUUCUCACGGUCACAAUGGUCCAAACGGACCUGAAAGAGACGAAUUUAAUAAUCACAAAGAUUAUAACCAGGAGAAGUCCUCCAAGCUCAAGCAACGGUUCACGUUAAAGAGAAACAAGCCGGACAACAGCUGUCCGUCAUCUGCUCGUCUGUCAGAGGAGGUGAUGGCUGAUGACAGAGAGGAAUACGAAUUCCUCACGCAAGCCUCGACUCACUACUACUCAGUGCGGAUCUUCCCUGGUCAGGAGCCAAGCAGUGUUUGGGUGGGCUGGGUAACCUCGGACUUCCAUCAGCACGACCCAGGGUUCGAUCUGCACAAUGUCCGAACUGUCACUGUCACCCUGGGAGACGAGAAGGGCAAAGUUCAUGAGAGUAUAAAGCGCAGCAACUGUUACAUGGUGUGGGCUGGAGAAAGCAGCAGUCCUGGUCAGGGGAGGAACAACAAUGGUUUAGAGAUCGGCUGUCUGGUUGACACAACAAAUGGACUGCUGACCUUCACAGCAAAUGGCAAAGAGCUCAGCACAUACUACCAGGUGGAGCCCAGCACUAAGCUAUUCCCAGCAGUCUUUGCCAAGGCCACCAGCCCCAAUGUCUUCCAAUUUGAACUGGGGCGAAUAAAGAAUGUGAUGCCUCUGUCAGCUGGUCUGUUCAAGAGUGAGAGAAAGAACCCGGUUCCUCAGUGCCCUCCACGACUGCAUGUCCAGUUUCUCACUCCUGUUUUAUGGAGUCGUGUUCCAAAUCACUUCCUCAAGGUGUCAGCAUCCAGAGUGAAUGACAGGCACGGCUGGCUGGUCCAGUGUAACAAACCUCUGCAGUUCAUGUCUCUGCACAUACCUGAGGAGAACAGGUCUGUGGAUAUCCUGGAGCUGUCAGAGCAGAAGGACCUAUUAAAGUUUCACUACCAUACCCUCAGAUUGUACUCCGCAAUAUGUGCUCUAGGAAACAAUCGAGUGGCUCAUGCCCUCUGUUCCCACGUAGACGAGUCACAACUCCUGCUGGCUAUAGAGAAUAAGUACAUGCCAGGUUUGCUUCGUGCAGGCUACUAUGACCUCCUCAUCGACAUCCACUUGAGCAGCUAUGCCACGGCUCGGCUCAUGAUGAACAAUGAGUACAUUGUUCCCAUGACAGGCGAAACCAAGAGCAUCACCCUGUUUCCAGAUGAGAAGAAGAAACACGGCCUACCAGGCAUUGGCCUCAGCACUUCCCUGAGACCCAGGAUGCACUUCUCAUCCCCGAGUUUUGUCUGUGGGAGCGGACCGAUGUAUCGUAAUAACGGAAACAACAGUUCAGGAUCGGGAGACUGUUUCCAGUACAGCCCUGAAUUCCCCUUAGAAAUACUGAAAAUGAAAACCAUCGAGAUGCUAACAGAGGCUGUGCGGGAGGGAAGCAUGCAUGUACGGGAUCCAAUAGGCGGCAGCACUGAGUUUCUCUUUGUCCCCCUCAUCAAGCUGUUCUACACCUUACUAAUCAUGGGAGUUUUCCAAAAUGGAGAUCUGAAGAACAUCCUCAGACUGAUUGAACCAUCUGUGUUCUCUGAACGACGAGAAGGGCAGGAGGACACACAUGUGUCACACGAGCUAGAGGGGGUGAAUGUGUUGGAGGCUGAAGGAAGAGGAGAGGAUGGAGGGAGGACCAUGCCGAAAGAAGGACUGCUACAGAUGAAGCUACCGGAACCUGUAAAACUCCAGAUGUGCCAUGUGCUGCAGUACCUGUGUGACUGCCAGGUGCGUCAUCGCAUCGAGGCAGUGGUGGCCUUCUCCGAUGACUUUGUGGCCUGCCUCCAAGACAACCAGCGGUUCCGCUACAAUGAGGUGAUGCUGGCCCUCAACAUGUCUGCAGCCCUCACCGCCAAGAAGACCAAAGAGUUCAGAUCUCCUCCACAGGAACAGAUCAACAUGCUGCUGAACUUUAAGGAUGAGAAGCAGGAGUGUCCCUGCCCUGAUUACAUCCGAGAACAGCUGCUUGACUUCCAUGAGGACCUGAUGAGACACUGUGGUAUAGAAUUGGAUGAGGAAAGGGGCAUAGAUGGUGACAGUGACUUUACCAUCCGAGGUCGACUCAUGUCAUUGGUGGAGAAAGUGGCUUACCUGAAGAAGAAGAUGGCCAACCUACCAAAGGAGAAAAAAGACAGGCAACCCAGUACGUUACAGCAGUUGAUAUCUGAUACGAUGGUUCGCUGGGCACAGGAGUCAGUUAUUGAUGAUCCAGAGCUGGUGAGAGCCAUGUUUGUCCUGCUGCACCGGCAGUAUGAUGGAAUUGGAGGACAGGUGCGCGCUCUUCCGAAGACUUACACUAUAAACUCAGUAUCGAUCGAGGACACCAUCAACCUGUUGGCUGCUCUGGGUCAGAUCAGAUCUCUGCUGAGUGUCCGUAUGGGACGAGAGGAGGAGAAACUGAUGAUCCGAGGGCUGGGUGAUAUAAUGAACAACAAGGUCUUCUACCAGCACCCUAACUUGAUGAGAGCUCUGGGCAUGCACGAGACAGUCAUGGAGGUCAUGGUCAACGUGCUCAGUGGAGGAGACUCCAAGGAAAUCACCUUUCCUAAAAUGGUGGCCAACUGUUGUCGAUUUCUCUGUUACUUCUGUCGGAUCAGCCGUCAGAACCAGAAAGCCAUGUUUGACCAUCUCAGCUACCUACUGGAGAACAGCAGCGUUGGCCUCGCAUCUCCUUCCAUGCGAGGCUCUACUCCUCUGGAUGUUGCCGCAGCAUCAGUGAUGGAUAAUAAUGAAUUGGCCCUGGCUUUAAGAGAGCCAGACCUGGAGAAGGUGGUGCAGUACCUGGCCGGCUGUGGGCUGCAGAGCUGCGUGAUGCUGGUGCGUAAAGGAUACCCUGACAUCGGCUGGAACCCUGUGGAGGGUGAACGCUACCUCGACUUCCUACGCUUUGCUGUCUUCUGCAACGGUGAAAGUGUGGAAGAGAAUGCCAACGUAGUGGUGAGACUACUGAUUCGUCGACCAGAAUGUUUUGGCCCCGCCCUUCGGGGUGAAGGUGGUGAUGGUUUGUUAGCAGCCAUGGAGGAAGCCAUUAAGAUCUCCAAAGAUCUGUCCAGAGACGGUCCCUCUCCUACAUCUGAGAGCAGCAAGACACUCAGUGACAUGAUGGAGGAAGAGGAAGAUGAUACCAUCCAUAUGGGAAAUGCCAUCAUGACCUUCUAUGCUGCUCUCAUUGACCUGUUGGGCCGCUGUGCUCCAGAGAUGCAUUUGAUCCAUGCUGGUAAAGGUGAAGCGAUUCGUAUCAGAGCCAUUCUAAGGUCUCUGAUUCCUAUUGAAGACCUGGUGGGAGUCAUCAGCAUUCCAUUCUCCAUGCCUAACCUGGCCAAAGAUGGGUUGGUGGUGGAGCCAGACAUGUCAGCUGGCUUCUGUCCAGAUCAUAAAGCAGCCAUGGUUCUGUUUCUGGACCGAGUCUAUGGAAUAGAGGACCAAAAUUUCCUGUUACACCUGCUGGAAGUCGGGUUCUUACCGGACCUGAGAGCUGCUGCCUCUCUGGACACUGUUGCUCUCAGUGCGACAGACAUGGCCCUUGCCCUCAACAGGUACCUGUGUACAGCUGUGUUGCCUCUUUUGACCAAGUGUGCUCCCCUGUUUGCGGGUACCGAGCCAUUCGCCUCACUGAUCGACUCCCUGCUGCACACUGUUUACCGCCUGUCCAAAGGCUGCUGCCUCACCAAAGCCCAGAGGGAUGCCAUAGAGGAGUGUCUGCUGGCUGUCUGUGGUAAGCUGAGGCCUUCCAUGAUGCAGCAUCUGCUGAGGAGGCUGGUGUUUGAUGUUCCUCUGCUUAAUGAACACACCAAGAUGCCUCUAAAGCUGUUGACCAAUCACUAUGAGCGCUGUUGGAAGUAUUACUGCCUGGCUGGAGGCUGGGGAAACUUCGGAGCCGCGUCAGAUGAAGAGCUUCAUCUCUCAAGGAAACUGUUCUGGGGAAUAUUUGAUGCACUGUCACGCAAGCGGUAUGACCAGGAGCUGUUUAAGCUGGCGUUACCAUGUCUCAGUGCUGUGGCCGGAGCACUCCCUCCAGACUACAUGGAGUCCAACUACAUGGCCAUGAUGGAGAAACAGUCGUCCAUGGACUCAGAGGGGAACUUCACUCCACAGCCUGCAGACACUGCCAAUGUGACUGUCCCAGAGAAACUGGACUAUUUCAUUACCAGAUAUGCAGAGCACAUCCAUGAGAAGUGGUGUAUAGAAAAGUUUUCCAAUGGCUGGUCAUUUGGGGAACAGAUGUGUGAAAUCUCCAAGAGCCACACCUUACUGAAACCAUACAAAAGCCUCACUGAGAAGGAUAAAGAAGCGUAUGGCUGGCCAGUCAGAGAGUCGCUGAAGACCAUGCUGGCGUGGGGCUGGAGCAUCGACAGGAUCAGAGAGGGAGACCCUGCCAGCCUCCACAACAAGUCCAGGAGGAUAUCACAGGCCAGCCAGCUGUCUUUUGAAGGAGGUCCAGCCUUCAGCCCCAGACCCAUUGACAUGAGCAAUGUCACACUGUCUAGAGACAUGCAGUCUAUGGCGGAGCUGCUUGCAGAGAAUUAUCAUAAUAUCUGGGCCAGGAAAAAGAAAAUGGAGCUGGAAGCCAAAGGUGGAGGAAACCAUCCUCUGCUGGUUCCCUAUGAUACACUGACUGCCAAAGAGAAAUCCAAAGACAGAGAAAAAGCACAAGACAUUCUCAAGUUCCUUCAGAUCAACGGUUACACUGUGUCCAGAGGAGUGAAGUCUCAGGAGCUGGACACUCCAGCUAUAGAGAAACGGUUUGCCUACACCUUCCUCCAGCAGCUCAUCACAUACGUAGACCAGGCACAGCAACACAUGAUGGAGUUUGAUGUAGGAACUCGACAGAUGGGAGAGAAGAUUCCUCAUGAGCAGCAGAUUAAGUUUUUUGGAAAGGUCGUCUUGCCUUUGGUGGAUCAGUACUUUAAAAACCACAGGCUGUACUUCCUGUCAACAGCCAUCCAUCCAAUCAGCAGCGGUGGCCACGCUUCCAACAAAGAGAAGGAGAUGGUGACGAGUCUUUUCUGCAAACUGGGAGUUCUUGUCAGACAUAGGAUAUCCUUAUUUGGUAACAAUGCAACAUCCAUAGUCAACUGUCUGCAGAUACUGGGACAAAGCCUGGAUGCCAGGACAGUGAUGAAAACUGGUCUGGAGUCAGUGAAGGCCGCCCUGCGGUCGUUCUUCGACAGUGCAGCAGAAGAUCUGGAGAAGACUCAGGAGAACCUGAAGCUCGGUCAGUUCACCCACAGCAGAGAGCAGCCACGAGGUGUCACUCAGAUCAUCAACUACACCACCUUUGCCCUGCUGCCCGUCCUCUCCUCCCUGUUUGAACAUAUUGGACAGAACAUGUUCGGAGAAGACCUCAUAUUGGAUGAUGUCCAGGUUUCCUGCUACAGAAUCCUCAAAAGCCUUUACUUCCUGGGAACCAACAAAAGCAUCUAUGUGGAGAGACAGCGUCCAGCAUUAGGCAAAUGUUUAGCUGCCUUCUCAGCAGCCUUCCCUGUUGCUUUCCUUGAGCAUCACAUCAACAAGUUCAACAGCUUCUCCAUCUACAAUAGCAAAGGCGCUAAAGACAGAGCAGGGAAAACACAGCACUUGUGUGCAGGAGUUGCUGAUGGCUCAGCAGCUCUAGGUCUUCCAGGGCAGGUUGGAGAGGUUUGCCCUCUCAUCCCGAACUUAGAGAAGUCUUUGGAGGAGAUCAUGGAACUGGCAGAGUCUGGCAUGAGAUACACUCAGAUGCCUCAUGUCAUGGAGGUGGUGUUGCCCAUGUUGUGCAGCUAUAUGUCUCACUGGUGGGAACAUGGACCAGAGAGCAACCCAGACAAAGCUGACAGCUGCUGCACCUCUGUGACCUCUGAACAUAUGAACACUCUGCUGGGAAACAUUCUCAAAAUCAUCUACAACAACCUGGGAAUAGAUGAAGGUGCCUGGAUGAAAAGACUGGCAGUAUUCUCUCAGCCAAUCAUCAGCAAGGCCAAAGCCCAGCUUCUCAAGACCCACUUCCUGCCUCUGAUGGAGAAACUCAAAAAAAAAGCAGCAGUUGUGCUGAUGGAUGAGGAACACAGCAAGGCAGAGGGGAGGGGUGAGAUGUCAGAGACAGAGCUCCUCAUCAUGGACCAGUUCACCGUACUGGUCAGAGACCUGUAUGCCUUCUACCCUCUCCUCAUAAGAUUUGUGGACUAUAACAGGGCCAGAUGGCUGAAGGAGUCCAACCCAGAGGCUGAGGAGCUGUUCCGCAUGGUUGCCGAGGUGUUCAUCUUCUGGGCCAAGUCCCAUAACUUCAAGCGAGAAGAGCAGAACUUUGUGGUCCAGAAUGAAAUCAACAACAUGUCCUUCCUCAUCACUGACACCAAGUGUAAGAUGUCAAAGGGAAUAGUUUCAGACCAGGAGAGGAAGAAAAUGAAGAGAAAGGGAGAUCGAUACUCAAUGCAGACGAGUCUGAUUGUUGCCACUCUGAAGCGGCUGCUGCCUGUUGGGCUCAACAUCUGUGCCCCCGGAGAACAAGAGCUCAUCGCACUGGCGAAGAACCGCUUCACUCAGAAAGAUACAGAGGAUGAGGUGCGAGAGAUCAUCAGGAACAAUCUCCAUUUACAGGGAAAGCUGGAGGACCCGGCUAUUCGUUGGCAGAUGGCUCUGUACAGAGACCUCCCAAACCACUAUGAGGACACCUCCAACCCAGAGAAGACUGUCGAGAGAGUCCUUGACAUCGCUCAUGUCCUCUUCCACCUAGACCAGGUUGAACAUCCUCAGCGCAGCAAGAAGGCUGUGUGGCACAAACUGCUGUCCAAGCAGAGGAAGAGAGCGGUGGUUGCUUGCUUCAGGAUGGCACCACUCUAUAACUUACCGAGGCACCGGGCUGUGAACUUGUUCCUGCAGGGCUAUGAGAAGUCCUGGAUUGAGGCAGAGGAACACUACUUCGAAGAUAAACUCAUAGAGGACCUUGCUAAACCAGGGGAACAGGAGCCAUCUGAGGAAGAGGAGGGGGUGAAACACAUUGAUCCACUGCACCAGCUCAUUCAGCUGUUCAGCAGAACAGCCCUCACAGAAAAGUGUAAACUGGAUGAGGAUAAUCUCUACAUGGCCUAUGCUGACAUCAUGGCUAAGAGUUGCCAUGAUGAAGAGGACGAGGAUGGAGAGGAAGUGAAGAGUUUCGAAGAGAAGGAAAUGGAGAAGCAGAAGCUGUUGUAUCAACAGGCUCGACUGCAUGACCGUGGAGCUGCUGAGAUGGUGCUUCAAACCAUCAGUGCUAGCAAAGGUGAGAUGGGUCCCAUGGUGGCCUCUACUCUAAAGCUGGGCAUAGCUAUUCUCAAUGGAGGAAACUCUACUGUACAGCAGAAAAUGUUGGAUUAUCUGAAAGAAAAGAAGGAUGUGGGCUUUUUUCAAAGUCUUGCUGGAUUGAUGCAAUCAUGCAGUGUUCUGGAUCUAAAUGCAUUUGAGAGGCAGAACAAAGCAGAAGGGCUGGGGAUGGUGACGGAGGAGGGAUCAGUCAUCACUCAUGAGCGUGGUGAGAAGGUCAUGCAGGAUGAUGAGUUCACCUGUGACCUUUUCCGCUUCCUGCAGCUGCUCUGUGAAGGACACAACUCAGAUUUCCAGAACUACUUGAGGACACAAACAGGGAAUAAUACAACCGUCAACAUCAUUAUCUCUACUGUCGACUACCUCCUCAGAGUGCAGGAGUCUAUCAGUGAUUUCUACUGGUAUUAUUCUGGUAAAGAUGUCAUUGACGAGCAGGGCCAGAGGAAUUUUUCCAAGGCGAUAAAUGUGGCCAAGCAGGUUUUCAACACGCUGACCGAGUACAUCCAGGGUCCGUGUACUGGCAACCAGCAGAGUUUGGCCCAUAGUCGACUGUGGGACGCUGUGGUUGGUUUUCUACAUGUCUUCGCUCACAUGCAAAUGAAGUUGUCUCAGGACUCCAGUCAGAUUGAGUUACUGAAGGAACUGAUGGAUCUGCAGAAAGAUAUGGUGGUAAUGCUGCUGUCUAUGCUGGAGGGUAAUGUGGUGAAUGGGACCAUUGGGAAGCAGAUGGUGGACAUGUUGGUGGAGUCCUCCAACAACGUGGAGAUGAUCCUCAAGUUCUUUGACAUGUUCCUCAAACUGAAAGACCUGACCUCCUCAGACACCUUCAAGGAGUAUGACCCCGAUGGAAAAGGUGUCAUCUCUAAGAGAGACUUCCAUAAGGCCAUGGAGAGCCAUAAACACUACACCCAGUCUGAGACAGAGUUCCUGCUCUCCUGUGCCGAGACUGAUGAGAAUGAACUGCUGGACUACGAAGAAUUUGUUGAGCGCUUUCAUGAGCCAGCCAAGGACAUCGGCUUCAAUGUGGCGGUUCUCCUGACCAAUCUCUCGGAGCACAUGCCUCAUGACACACGGCUGCAGACCUUCCUGGAGCUGGCAGAGAGCGUCCUCAACUACUUCCAACCCUACCUGGGCCGGAUCGAGAUCAUGGGCAGUGCAAAGCGCAUUGAGAGGGUCUACUUUGAGAUCAGCGAGUCCAGUAGAACACAGUGGGAGAAACCUCAGGUCAAAGAAUCUAAGCGUCAGUUCAUCUUUGACGUGGUAAAUGAAGGCGGGGAGAAGGAGAAGAUGGAGCUGUUUGUGAACUUCUGCGAGGACACCAUCUUUGAAAUGCAGCUGGCAGCUCAGAUGUCCGAUGCCGGCGAGCGGUCAGCAGUCAAAGAGGAGAGCGAGCGGGAGAAGCCAGACGAGGAGAACCCGGAGAUGGGCUUCUUCUCUGUGACCACCGUCCGCAUGGCGCUGUUAGCUCUGCGCUACAACGUCAUGCUGCUCAUAAAGGUGCUGUCCAUGAAGAGUUUGAAGAAGCAGAUGAAGAAGAUAAAGAACAUGACAGUGAAGGACAUGGUGACCACCCUGGUGUCUUUCUACUGGACUGUGCUGCUAGGCCUCCUCCAUGUGGCUUUCAGUGUGGCCCGGGGAUUUUGUCGAAUCUUCUACAACACCUUCAUGGGGGGCAAUCUGGUUGAGGGAGCCAAGACCAUAAAGGUGUCAGAGCUGCUGGCCAACAUGCCUGAUCCCACCCAGGACGAGGUGAGGGGUGAAGGGGAGGACCGGGAGAAGAGAGCCUCCGACCGCAGCUCCCCAAAGGAGGACCUGGCUGACCUGGCAGUCAACACCAGUGAGACUGAGCUGCUCUCAGACAUUUUUGGCCUCGACUUAAGAAGAGAAGGGGGCCAGUACAAGAUCACCCCGCACAACCCCAACGCCAGCCUGACUGAACUGCUCAAUUCUCCAGUUCCUUCCCCAACCCCACCAACUCCACCCACAGCACCUCCACCUGAGCUGAGGCGGAGGCAUCAGUCGAAGAGUUCUUCCUCAGACGAGAAGGAGGCACCAGCAGAGACAGAGUGCGAACCUGAGAAAACAUCAGAGAGUGAACAUGUAGAGAAACAAGAGAAACUACAGAAGAAUGAAAAGAUGAGGCCAAAAGUGAGACGGCAUCAUUCCUCCAAGUCUGAUGAACCUGAUCUACAGGAGUCUGCCUUCUUGAAGAAGAUCAUAGCCUACCAGAGGAAACUACUGAACUACUUUGCCAGGAACUUCUACAACAUGAGAAUGCUGGCGCUGUUUGUUGCAUUUGCAAUCAACUUUAUCCUUCUAUUCUAUAAGGUUUCUACAUCCACAACUGUGAUUGAGGAAAGGGAAGUGGUGUACACCAGCAGCCAACCAGAUAACAGUGUUCAGUGGGAUCCACUGGCAGGAGAAGCAUUGGAGAUGAGGGAGGAGAUGGUGGAUGAGGCUGGGGAGCCCGUGAAGCCAGUCACAGUGCGUUUUGUCCUGGAGGAAAGCAGUGGAUACAUGGAGCCCAUGUUACGGAUCCUGGCAGUCCUGCACACAGUCAUCUCUUUCUUCUGCAUCAUCGGAUACUACUGUCUCAAGGUGCCACUGGUGAUCUUUAAGCGUGAGAAGGAGGUGGCCAGAAAGCUAGAAUUCGAUGGCCUUUACAUAACAGAACAACCAUCUGAGGAUGACAUCAAAGGGCAGUGGGACAGACUUGUCAUCAACACACAAUCUUUCCCCAACAACUACUGGGAUAAGUUUGUGAAGAGGAAGGUGAUGGAUAAAUAUGGAGAGUUCUAUGGUCAUGACCGGAUCAGUGAGCUGCUGGGAAUGGAUAAGGCUGCUCUGGACUUCAGUGAUGCUCACAAAAAGAGAAAACCCAGGAGAGACGGCUCACUGGCUGCUGUGCUGAACUCCAUCGAUGUCAAGUACCAGAUCUGGAAGCUGGGGGUUGUAUUCACAGACAAUUCCUUCCUGUAUUUGGCCUGGUAUAUGACCAUGUCCAUCCUGGGUCACUAUAACAACUUCUUCUUUGCUGCCCAUCUGCUUGACAUCGCCAUGGGCUUCAAGACACUGCGCACCAUUUUGUCCUCAGUCACACACAAUGGCAAACAGCUGGUGUUAACAGUUGGCCUGUUAGCAGUGGUGGUGUACCUCUACACAGUAGUGGCCUUCAACUUCUUCAGGAAGUUCUACAACAAGGGUGAAGAUGGAGAACUGCCGGACAUGAAGUGUGACGACAUGUUGACAUGCUACAUGUUCCACAUGUAUGUAGGUGUGAGAGCCGGUGGAGGGAUCGGUGACCAGAUUGAAGACCCGGCGGGUGACGAGUAUGAGAUCUACCGCAUCAUCUUUGACAUCACCUUCUUCUUCUUUGUCAUUGUAAUCCUUCUGGCCAUCAUCCAGGGGUUGAUCAUCGAUGCCUUUGGAGAGUUGAGGGACCAGCAGGAACAAGUGAAAGAAGACAUGGAGACGAAAUGUUUUAUCUGUGGAAUAGGCAAUGACUACUUUGACACAGUGCCACAUGGCUUUGAAACACACACUCUACAGGAGCACAACCUAGCCAACUACCUAUUCUUUGUGAUGUAUCUCAUCAACAAGGAUGAAACAGAGCACACAGGCCAGGAGUCUUACGUAUGGAAGAUGUACCAGGAGCGUUGCUGGGAGUUUUUCCCUGCUGGCGACUGUUUCCGAAAACAGUACGAGGAUCAGCUCAACUAAUCUCUUCUUGGAGCAACAGACUCUCCCCUUUCAUACUGUAAUCUGUUCAAGGCACCUCGGCAGCCAAUCUUCCCUCUGCUUCUACAAUCCUACAAACUUUUCUUAUGGUCACCGUUGUAAGGGGUGCCUGCUCCACCAAAUGAUGAGUUCUACACUCGGCUCCGCGUUCCUGUCCAGGAGGAACUUCGUGUCAGGCCUCCUCUACAGGCCCCACCCUAAGCCUUUCCUCCCAACUCUUCCUCAUCCAGACAGUCAACUCGCCAGCUCUGCUCCAUCUUCCAGCACACUUUGUUUGGAAUGCAUCUAAGACUUACAUACUGUACAUAGAAAAUAUCAGAUUAUAUGCUGUAAAAUAUGUGACUGCUGGCACGUCAAGGUUUUUGGCUCAGAUGAUGACUUCUUUGCAUCAUCUUAUUCUACAUUCACAGUAACAAGCAAAAAAUACAAAGGAAGGCGGGAACUAAGGAAAAAAGGAAGUUCCCAAAGAGCGACAGAGGAGAGAGGAAGGGACGAAAGAGAGAACUCCUCCUGAAAGACUUUCAAGACAAUGAUCAGUACAGAAAGAGCAGACAUUAGUAUGAGGACGUUUACGACUUUUCAUGUGUACAAUGCACGUUGCAUGUAGGUAUAGGGAGUGGACAUGAAUAAGAAACACCUCUACAACCCUGCUGUGAUCCAACACAACAGCUCUGCAAUAAAUCUGACCUUUCAGAAGCUUACAUGAUCAGCGCUUGUUAAGACUGUCAAAAAGGUGAUGAUUUAUUUCAAACUCUUGGUAAGUUGGUCUUCAAGUUUUUUUUUUGUUUUUUUUUUUAGUUUCUGAAACAUGUUAAGUGAGAAAAUAUAAGGUGUCUCAAACGUAAUCUAGUCCGACACACCACCAAAUUUAGGUCUCCGCCAUUACUGCAGAGUUUGAAACUGGCUAGCAUUGUACAGUAUUCAUACUGGGACACGGGACAUCUGGUGUACUGCUGGACUCGAAUGACGUCAACUGGGCCAAACCAGAGCCAAUAACUAUAGUAAAACACGCGGCUGAGUGCUGGAUAACCAAACUUGAGCCACGUUAUGGCAUGACUUUUGUGGCUCACAUCUAGAAAUACAAGCCAGGGGUCAGUAAUCUUUGCCAGACUCGAUCCAGCACUAUUGAUGCCGUCUCAGUCCACACUGCGGCCGUACCUCACAACUAUGCUGACUCGGGUGUGCCGGGCCUACAAGAUGUUGGGCCGUGAAGUAUGGACUGAUACAAUUUGGCUAGCUGGGAAUCAACACCUCUGUGACAGGGUCAGUGGUAAACGUAAUAUCCUGGUUUUCACAAAUAGGGCAGUUGUACUGGAUUGAAUUAAAGGAAAGUUACCAGAUUGUGUCCACUCCCUGUACAUGCCAAUACUGUGUGUGAAGGGCUCCUUAACUAAGUGUUCACAUUGCAAGCAUCAUGAUUAACUGUUUUUUUUUUUUCCAAUGGAGCUGACUGAGUUCAAAGACAACAAGUCAUACUCCUUCAUCAGCUUGCACGUUAUCAAAAAAUCUUCUUUUUUUUUUCUUUUUAGACAACAGAAAAAAAUAAAAGUCCCCUAAACUAUGCUUGGAAGAUGGUUGAAUCCAUUAUUGGCAUUUCUUGUUUAAUCUGCCUUUUUUUCUCUCUCUUUUAUUUAAUUUUUUUUUUUUAUCCCAACAGCAGCAUGGCCUUGAUAGAGGAUAGCGAUAGAGACGUCUCUCAUUUUGUCCAAUAGUCUGGCUCAGAACAAUAUAUGUGGACCACUGCUGGUGAGAUUGCCAAGAGAUUUACUAAGCACAUUAAUAUUUCCUGUUAACUUUACUGACCACAUGACCUAACGUCACUGUCCAGACAAACAUGACAUUUUUAGCAACAGUACUAGUCAAGGCUAAACAGCUAAACAGUCAGCAUGUUUGUUCGAUCUGACAGUGUUGUGGUGUAACGAACAUCACAGUCUCUAGGCGUCACUAGUGGAGCUUUAGACGUUCUUUUUUUUCAAUGACUGCUACUGAAUCAUGGCUUGCUUUGUACAUUUUUGAUUAAAUUAUAUAAGUUGAUGAAAAGCAAUACCAAAGCGGCAAAAAAAAAUAAUUUAUGUUUCAGACUUUAUAGCUGAAAACAAAGUUAGUGUGUGCUUGUUAGCUUAGAUUAAUAAUCAACCAGAUUGGAGCGACCCGUCGGUCGUGUUUCCUGCGUGGAGAACGCACAGCAUGAAGCUGAAGACAGAUGAUCAAUGUGUGAAUGAAAGUAAAGGGAGACGAGACGGGAGGAUACAGUGCCUUACUACGUCUGCGGCGAGCUAUGCAAGCUAGAGGAGGAGAGAGGGAUGUAAGAGAGCUUCUCAAAGAUACAGUGUUACCGAUUACAACUGGAGCUGGGUGACGGGGUGUUUUUGCACCUCCGGUUCCCUCGUCUGAAAGUCAGUGGGUUUGGUGAAAAGGGUUUUUGGUUAAAUGGCUGAAAUAAAGUCUGCUGCUCACACGAGCUGAAUAGUUUUUCACUUUUCGUUUGACGACAUAUGUCAGUAAAUAACCCAUGACUGCAGAGGUCGUCAGGCAAGAGGCUUCAUGCGGAACUCACUAGUCCGACUAUAAAGGCAGACUAGUGAGUAGAUUUUAGCUGCAAACUAUUCUAACUCUAAUUUGCCCAUUUGUAGACUAAUUUAUUGAUAGUAAAGUGUGUAAGGUAUAGUGUACUAAGAAGCCUGGUGGUUACGUUGAAUUCAUAUAACAUGAGCAUUUUACUUUUGUCGUUCACUCUUCAAAAAUCAGAAAAGUGCUGUUCAUCUGUGAAGAUUAACUAAACAAAAAGUGAACAUAUCAACUCAUAAACUGAUGUAAAAUCCCACUGGCCUUUUUUCAAGGGAACCAGGGCGAUGCAAACUUCCAGGUUAGUCGACAAAAACACUUCAUGUCUGCAGCAGAAGAGAAAGAAGUAGAGAAAGAGAUGGUAGAAGGACAGAGCUUGAUUUAUAGCUUUAUGCAGCAUAUGGGGGGUUGCAAUUUUAAUUUAAUUCUGUAAACGAAUACAGAUUAUACAGUACUGUCACGUGAUCUUUAGGUUGUCUUGAAAAGUCCUGCAAAGUCAGGUCUCAAUUGAGGUCACACUUCAGCUUGACGGAAAACUCAGUGGGGAUGUUUAAUAGCAAUCAUCGGUUGAGCAUGUAACAAGAGAAAAACGUCCACUCUCUUCAUACUAAUACUGUGAUACUCAACAAGUUCAGAUUUAACAAAGGAAUUCAUAUGAAUUCACAAUAUAUGUACACACAAUUGCAUGGCUUUUUUUCCCCCUUUACGAUGUCCACCUCGAUAAAACUAAUUCAGUCUAACACAGCAGUUCUGGAAUAAAUCCUCACCCCACGAAGGUACUAAUAUCCACUUUAAAUUUACGUUUUAAACGAUAUAAAAAUGAGCUAACAUUACCGACAGAGUGGAGAAACAACAGUGUUGACAUUAUGUCAAAUAUGUCUAUGUACUGUGUGUGAAGAGAUGUCUCUUGAAGCUAGCAUGCUAAUCAGCUAGCCCCAGCCCAGCCUGUCUCAUCUCCUGAUACCAGUUUGUACCUCAGGAGGUGAUGGUCUGAUAGUUUCAGUUGGGAGAUGUGGGCGAGCGACAGGUUCGCUACUUAGUCCAAGUACACAAAAUACACCUAUUUUGUUUGCUAAGAAAAGUAAUAAGUUAGCAAGAAGUAAUUCCUGACGGGGUGGACAAUAUAUUAGAAACACAUCUCAAUAUAAAUAGUCCAUAGUGGGUUUUAUUGCAGGGUUGUUUGAUUAGACUGUUUUUUUCACAAGUAAAAUUAGUAAACUGAUAACUGUGUGUUGCAAUACUACUGCAGAGCAAGUUGUGUGUGUGUGUGUGUGUGUGUGUGUGUGUGUGUGUGUGUGUGUGUGUGUGUGUGUGUGUGUGUUAUGGCUGUUUCAGCAGCAUAAACAGUUGUUAAGUUGUAUCCAUCAUUUAUAAUGCUGCCAUACCAACAACCUUAAGAUGGAUUCAUCCUCUUAGCUUAGCUUUGUUUAAGUACACACAUUGCUGCAGACACUCACUGUAUACGUUCUGUCUCGAGGAAACAUCGAGAGACAGAAGUUCAUUAGCCACGUCAAGUGUGUUGGAAUGUUUGUUUUCUAUUUUGUAUUUUAAUUGUUACACCCCUCGCUGCAGAACAGAAAACGUGACCGAAGUGUAGACCUUCUGUAGAACACACUGAAUGACUUUUGAAGUCUGGACCUUGUAGGAUUUUUUUUUUUUUGGUCAGAAUGCACAGGCAAGGGAAGAAAGAAUGAUGGUAUCAAAAACAAAAUUCUAAGUGCUGUAUCGGAGGCUGCUUGACUUGUUUCAGUUUCUUGAAGACGUUUGUAGACUUUUAAACUCUGCGUGGGCACAAGGACACAGGACACGGCACAACAAAAACAAAAUAGUCUAUUUGAAUCAGAAUUAUUAUUCCAGUAUUGUUUCUUUCUUUUGUUUCAUAAAGCCACUCCUCAAUGAUACAAAGUGUGUGUUGGUCAUUUUCCAAUUGUUUAACCAAGGCCUUUUUUAUUUAUUUAUUUAUUUAUUUUUCGGUGAUGAUCUUAUGCAAUACAGCAAACAGAGUUACUCUUCUUUGUAUAGACAUUCUCCAAAAAGCUCUACUCAGAAAAAAAUGAUGACAUUGCAUGUUUAUUAUGCGGGUUUGAUGAACAAGUAUAAACAAAAUCACUUAAUCUAUGUCACCCAUAAAUUGUUUAAUAGGAUUAUUUAAGAUGAAUUAAGAUUUCUGUAAUGUAUUUAAGUGUUGUGGGCUUCAUUGUCAAGUCAUUUGCCACAACUGCAUCCCUUUGGAAAAAAAAGAAAAGAAAAAAAAAGUGGCUUCUGCUUUUCUCUCACUUAACAAUUUCUGUUUUAAUAUACUAUGAGUCAAAGGUUUGUUUAAGUAUCAAUUGGUUUUAAGCUCAAGCAAUAGCCCUUCAGGGAGUGUAUGGGAGGUGACUGACCAUUGUAAAUUGCAAACAAAGGCAAAACAAAUAAAAGCUUGCUCAUCUUUGUCUAUUAAAA